GACGACUUCUCUGGCGCAGCUCAGCAUGCUGCAUCUGAAUACGGUAGCGGCGGUGACUCUAGUCUGUUUACCAGUGCUCUUGGUAUGCUGGCUGGCAACAAGAACAGUUACCAGAAUGAGAGUGUGGACGAAGAUGAUGCGGUCAAACAGCACGAGAAGCUCUAUGGCAACAGUGGCAGCGGAGGUGGGCAAGCCAGCUCGAACAAUGUUGGCGCUGCUGCCGCUAUGCAGGCAUUGAAGAUGUUUAAUAACAGCAGCAAUGAGGACGCCAAGGGUGGUCAGAACAAGUUCAUCGGCAUGGCCAUGGGCCAGGCUGCCCAGCUGUUUGAUAAGCAGCAGAGCCAGGGCAACACGGACCCUAGCGCUACCAAGCAGGACGCCAUCGUCCAGGCAGGAAAGCUGGCACUCCAGUUCUACAUGAAGUCACAGAUGGGUGGCGGCAGUGGUGGAGGCAGUGGUGGCGGCUCUGGCAGUGCUCUUGGUGGUGUGUUGAACAUGGCCAGCAAGUUCAUGUCAAAGUAG
Bipolaris sorokiniana ND90Pr is the source of this 522-nucleotide messenger RNA. RefSeq lists its product as uncharacterized. The transcript has 2 exons. The annotation marks the transcript as partial. NCBI's taxonomy places the organism in Eukaryota, Fungi, Ascomycota, Dothideomycetes, Pleosporales, Pleosporaceae. The record is from RefSeq and is a predicted model, not a curated record.